Messenger RNA from Aplosporella prunicola CBS 121167, 889 nucleotides. RefSeq lists its product as uncharacterized. The record is from RefSeq and is a predicted model, not a curated record. The transcript is spliced from 6 exons. NCBI's taxonomy places the organism in Eukaryota, Fungi, Ascomycota, Dothideomycetes, Botryosphaeriales, Aplosporellaceae. Bases 152 to 712 code for a protein of 186 amino acids.
GCACCUGGCACAACCGGGACGCAACGGGCGCGGCGCGGCGCGGAGCGGGCCGUGCGCACCACCGCAACCGGGCGAGUCAGGGCCGUGUUCGCGUGAGCAGCUGCUGCCGUGCCGUGCCGUGCGAUGACGUGGGCGCUGGUGGGUGCAGCUCAUGACCAGGUGCUGGGGCUGGGAUCGAGAUCUCUCUGUUUUGCGCGCCGCGCGCGAGAGUCAGAGAGAGAGAUGGAGGGAGCGAGAGAGUCAGUUUGUCAGACCUACCUACCUAUGUGGUAGAGGGGGAGAGGUUUUGAGGCUCAGGCCACUGCUGCUGAUGGGUGGGAGCGUAUGUACGCAGUGUUGGAUUUUGAGAAUUGAUCAGCACGCAGCCUACGUCACUGAGAGGAGAAGCGUACAACGUACACCGUACAGUACAAGACCUAUGGUACCUAUCAAGGUAUUACUCGGAACCCAGGCACGCAGAGCGUGGGCGCGCGCGCGGACGGCAGAGCACGGCGGAGCACGGUGUAGAGCAAAAGCACACGACCACGACACCAGCACAGCGCGCCCACACACACAUACAGCCAUGACGAAUCCCUCCCGCGAGUCUUGCUCGCCUACGCUUCCCCGAGCACGCACCCACCCAACCCCCAGGCUCACGACACCCCUCUCGUCCACCAUCUCUACCUCUCCGCUUCAUCGCGCACUUCCCCCGACAAACGGACCGUACAAAUAGGGCUCGACACCCAAGCCACUAACUACCUAUUCACCACAAGCGAUGGCAGUGGAGGCAGGUAGGUAGGUAGGUAGGUAGCUAGCGGCCUAAAUAUCCAUAGCCCUGUAAAGGUAGGUAGCUAACGACAUGGGUUGAGUGUCACUGAUAUCAUUGUAAUCUGCUGUUUUCACUGGCUCU